Molecule: messenger RNA, 422 nt
Organism: Microdochium trichocladiopsis
Lineage: Eukaryota; Fungi; Ascomycota; Sordariomycetes; Xylariales; Microdochiaceae
Exons: 1
Coding region: 30-323 (97 amino acids)
Source: RefSeq, a predicted model, not a curated record
GGGGUCUGGACGACCAUGCAAAACUGGGCAUGGGUAUGUGGCCCAGGCUGUCAUCUUGGCCCAUUUUCUUUUCCCUCUGCUUGUAUACCUUCGCUCCUGGUGAAUAUGGGCAGUGGCUUACGAGAGAAAUAACAGGUUCCCCUUGUGAUCCCCUUUGUUGCAUGCCUCGCGGGCGGCAUAUUCUACGACUUCUUCAUAUACACUGGCGAGAGUCUGCUCAAUACCGACGGCUGGCACGUCUCCGGGGUGUGGCACUUGCUCUCCUGCGGCCGAAGCCGGGCGUGGAAGGGACACAGGGAGAAGUAUCAGAAGAAGAAGAAUGAUCAGCCCGACCCAGAGGAGGCUUCUGGCGAUGCUAAGCCCCACAAAGAUCAGGAAGCUAAAGGAGGAGGUGCUGGUGGUGGUGCCUGUCAGUGUUGUGG